AUGUGCGCUUUACCCAGUAUUUCAUCUGCUCCUUACCGUACACCAUUAUUACCACCAUCACGUUCCAGCUAUCUUUCCGAUUUUAAUCAUCUUAAUAACGGUAAUUCGGUUGCUCCAUCACCUUGCAAUCGCCGGAUAUAUUCAAUGCAACGUAAGCCUCCAUUAGAAGCUGAUACGAAUUUUCAAAAGCAACAAACUCAAGUUCGAAUAAAUAUCUCCAGGGUUAAACUUUCAUUAUUGCUUUUGGCGCUAAUGUCCAUCGUAUCAAUCCUUUUCACCUUUACAUCACUCUUGAGUUUUCAAUCUAUUCAAUGGAGAACAACGGAAUCAUCCGAUUUAGCCACCGAUGGUACACUGAUCGUGCGCAAUGUAAUGUACGAAAUAGCUAGUUCGCUAUCACUGAUCGCCGUGAUAACGUCUAUUUCCACCUUUCUUCUAUCCACCCUGCAACUUUUUUUCGCUCUAAAAAUGCUCAAAACAAAUCCGACAUCAAUCAAAAGGGUAUUAUCAUUUUUAAGUGGUGGACGUUUUCUACGUUGUAUUGUCUAUACUGCAUGGUUUUUCGCAGUACUUUUCUUCAUCAUAGGUAGCAUGUUACAAUGGAUGUUAAUACCAGGACGAGUUGGUAUAAUAUCACGAGGUGUUGGUGCAGCAUUUGGUAUUGCGUCAACUGCGCUCUGCACUGCAGGCCUUAUACAUUGCAUUUAUGUAUGGUGUGCAAGUGAUGAUAAAGAAGUUCAAGAGAGCUAUGUUAAUGGUAAUUUGUCAACAUUGGUUUGA
Messenger RNA from Cercopithifilaria johnstoni, 780 nucleotides. Lineage: Eukaryota; Metazoa; Nematoda; Chromadorea; Rhabditida; Onchocercidae. The record is from the annotation of a GenBank genome assembly.